Molecule: messenger RNA, 1062 nt
Organism: Osmia lignaria (orchard mason bee)
Lineage: Eukaryota; Metazoa; Arthropoda; Insecta; Hymenoptera; Megachilidae
Product: nitric oxide synthase-interacting protein homolog
Cellular component (GO): nucleus
Molecular function (GO): ubiquitin protein ligase activity
Source: RefSeq, a predicted model, not a curated record
AUCUUCCAACCUGCGCGUCGCAGUUAUGGACUCUGGUAAACUGCGGUAUAGAAAACUUGACAACUUAUGUAUAGGUUAAAAUGAAAUAAGUUGGUAAACAAAACAUGACACGACACGCCAGGAACUGUACAGCUGGUGCUGUUUAUACUUAUCAUGAAAAGAAGAAAGAUGCAGUAGCCUCAGGUUACGGAACAAAUACGCAAAGAGUGGGAAAGGAUUCUGUUAAAGAUUUUGAUUGUUGCUGCCUUACAUUACAGCCUUGUAGAAAUCCUGUCAUAACAAAAGACGGCUACUUAUUUGAUAAAGAAGCAAUAUUGGAAUAUGUCUUAACUAAAAAGAAAGAAUAUGCAAGAAAAUUGAAAGAAUAUGAAAGACAAAAACAACAACAAGAAGAACGAUCUAAUGAAAAAACUGCUAAUGAAGAGUUACAAAAGUUGCAACAAUUUUUAAAGGGAGAGAAAACUAUUGUUUUAAAAAGACAAACUGCAGCUAAUGAAUCAACUUCUUCAGUUUCUAAUAUGAGCAAUGGCAAGGAUAAAGUAUUGCCAAGUUUUUGGAUUCCUUCCAAAACACCUGAAGCAAAAGAAAUUAUAUUGCAAAAACCAGAUAAAACAGUUUAUUGUCCAAUUAGUGGGAAACCAUUGAAAAUAAAGGAUCUUAUUCCUGUAAAAUUCACUGAAAUAAAAGAUCCAGAUGACAAAAAGUCUCUUAUUGUUAAACAAGCUCGAUACAUGUGUCCAAUUACUCAUGAUGUUUUAAGCAAUAGUGUUCCAUGUGCAGUUAUAAGGACAACUGGUGAUGUAGUGACAAUGGAAUGUGUAGAGAAAAUUAUUAAAAAAGACUGGAUUAAUCCUUUGGAUAAUACAAAAUUAACAGAGAAGGAUAUUAUAGUUUUACAGAGGGGUGGUACUGGAUAUGCAGCUGUUAAUAACUGUUUAGAAGGUAAACACGAAAGACCAGUAUUGCAGGCAUAAAUAUUUAAAUUGUGUAAGUAUAAAAAUAUGUCUUUAAUAAUGUGUAAUAAAUUUACGGUACAAAGAAAUAAACUGUAAUACUUUACAA